AUGGCGGCACGAGGCGCUGCGCCGCAACCUCCACAUUGUCUGCCGUCAACGUCUUCUGCUGCACCAACUGGGUUUCCUUCUUUGGCUGGCUUACCUCCACAAGCUCUGCAAUCGUUGGCCUUAUCCAAUAAUCAGCAGAUGUUAUCAGCAUUACAGGAAGCUCGACGAGUUGCUGCCACAACGCCGAAGCCGCCCCAAUCCCAAAUGACCCCACAACGGCCACCGUCCGCCAUGCCGCGGACACCCCAACAACCCACUGGACUCUCUCUACCACCCGGUUUAGCCUCACUUGGUCCAGCCGGUCUAUCCUUAGCGGCCCCAGCACCCGCAGCUGGAUCGCUUACAAACGGCACAAGUGACGCAGCCGCAGCGCAACAGGCCAUGCUACAAGCAUUGAUGCAACAAAUGCAACAGCAACACCAUCAGCAGUUGUUACAACAACAGCAACAAUUGCAACAACAGCAACAGCAACAACAACAAGCUGCCGCAGUAGCCGCUGCAGCUGCGCAAGCGCAACGUGAACGUGAGCAGAGGGAAUUGCAAGCGCAACAGCAACAAGCCCAGUUACAACAGCAACAGGUAAGAGUCAGUUUUACUCCUAUUUCAAAGUCUUAG
Molecule: messenger RNA, 615 nt
Organism: Strongylus vulgaris
Lineage: Eukaryota; Metazoa; Nematoda; Chromadorea; Rhabditida; Strongylidae
Source: the annotation of a GenBank genome assembly